Molecule: messenger RNA, 2315 nt
Organism: Epinephelus lanceolatus (giant grouper)
Lineage: Eukaryota; Metazoa; Chordata; Actinopteri; Perciformes; Serranidae
Product: 14-3-3 protein beta/alpha-1-like
Source: RefSeq, a predicted model, not a curated record
CGACACUCACAGGUUAGUUCACGUGCAUUUGCUCCUCGUGAACGGUGGUACUUUCGACGGGGAAUCGUAGCAUUUGCUUCGCGUGGCUCGGGGACUCUUUUAAACCUGCGUGAAUCGUUGCUGCUGGGGCGAAGCCAUGGCAAACAAGGAGGAUCAGGUACAGAAAGCCAAACUGGCUGAGCAGGCUGAGCGCUAUGAUGACAUGGCGGCAGCCAUGAAGAAUGUCACAGUGGAGUCCUCAGUUCUCGACAAUGAGGAGCGCAACCUGCUCUCUGUCGCCUACAAGAAUGUGGUGGGAGCUAGGAGGUCCUCCUGGAGGGUGGUGUCCAGCAUUGAGCAGAAGUCUGAGGAACUUGGGAGGAAGGCACUGGCCAAGGAGUACAGAGAGAAGAUUGAGGUGGAGCUGAAUGACAUCUGCAACGAAGUACUGGAGCUGCUUGACAAUCAUCUCAUCCCCAAGGCUGAGCCUGCUGACAGCAAAGUCUUCUACCUGAAGAUGAAGGGAGACUACUACCGCUACCUGGCUGAGGUGGCCACUGGAAAUAAAAAGGACGAUAUCAUCACAAAUUCAAAAGAAGCCUACCAGCAAGCCUUGGAUAUCAGCUAUGCAGACAUGGAGCCUACACAUCCCAUCCGCCUAGGCCUCGCUCUUAACUUCUCUGUCUUCUUAUAUGAGAUCGUCAACUCACCUAGUGAAGCCUGCAAACUGGCCAAGAAGGCCUUUGAUGAUGCCAUUGCAAAGCUGGACACUCUCAACAGUGACUCCUACAAAGACAGCACCUUGAUCAUGCAGCUGCUCCGUGACAAUCUGACACUGUGGAUGUCAGACACCCAGGGUGAAGGCGAGGGCGAGGGAGAGGAGACGGAGAACCAGCAGGUCGCUCAGAACUGAACUUCAGAGAAAAUAAACAAGAAAAACACACAUUUUUUACCUCUCACCAGCCUAAGUUGUGUGUGUGGUUGUGUAUGCACAUACAUGCACGGAUAUGUAUGUUUACACUCCACUCACAAUGUGUACAGUACAGUAUGUGUGUGCAGAUACAUUGAAGUGUGUGUUAAUUGUAUGAGCACCUCCACAGAGAAAAGAAUGGAAUAGAUCUGUUACUUUGUUUUCUUUUUGAACAUUACUCAUUGUGUCAAACAGUGGAUGUUUAUUUUGUUUUUCUGUCCGUGGUUCAGUCCAGAUGAAAUCCUCCCUUAGAUCCAAAUCAGCCCCAUGCUCUUUAACCUUAUUCACUGUAGCAAACUGCUGCUGUUGCAGGAAAACACAAACAAAAAAACCUCUAACUGUAAUUUCUAUGUUUUUACUUGAACUCAACAUUUAUGAUCUUUGGGACACUUGGAUCUACAAAAUCCUUGGAAGCACGUAAACAUGUUAAAAAAAAUGGUCACAGCGGUCUGACUUCACUAAAUUUUAAGUCUCAUCUGACAAUAGUGAUCAUAUUGAUGGCAGAAUUUGCCUUGGUAAAGAUCUGUUACCAUAUUGCUUGUAUCCAUCCCGCCCUGUCAGUGUCCAGUGUAGCAGGUAGUGUUUUUAUGGAUGGUACAUGUGUCACGGCUCAGUGGGUUCUAUGUGCAUUCGGGUGUAGGCAAGGUUUUUCUGUGUGAAUGACCACUUGGGAAAACUGUAGUUAAAAGUUUGGUUGAUCAUUUUGUUGAGAGGAUUACAUUCCAUUUUACUGACAUCUUUUCACUCUCAGUGAAAUGCGUAAGCUAUAAUUUUCCUGCAAUUUUCCACAACACAUGACAAGGUAUAGUCAGCCUAAGACAAAGUGAACAACUUGACAAAAUGGCUCGAUACUGUAACUUUUGAUAUUUUAUCUUUCCAGCAGUGCAGAGGAUACUUUUGCCAUGUGCUAUUAUGUGGCUUUCUACUCCUUUUCUAUCCAGGUGUUUUGUAUUUCCUUUCUGUGUAUUUUAUUCCCUUUGACUCUUGGUUUGACUCCUGGAAUGUAUGUGGUUCUCAGUAGUAUGGUGUGAGGGUUAGCCGUGCUUUGAAACUGGCAAUUUUUGCUUAGGCUUUAGCUUGAACCAGGUGGUUUACAGUAACAUUUACCUUCCUUGAAAGUACGUCAUGAAAAGACAAACUAAAACAAUGCAAAACAUAAACUGAUUAUUAAAGUAACUUGGUAGAAAGCUGCAUUCUGACCAUUUAGUAGUCACAAAGUAGUGCCAGUUUCUUCUAAUUACAGUUAUCUUGGUUUUAAAAAGAUGGGAUGCAGGAUUCAAAAUUUGCAAGUUACACUCUGAGUACGUUACUUGGUUAUGUGCUUUCAUGUAAGUGGAAUUAAAACAUUAAAAUCAAGUGUGCUGUG